CGGCGCCAAUAAGUUUGAGAUCCCAAUGCCCACCUUUGGAGAAAUGUACAAGGAGCAGAUCAUGUCCCCUUUCUUUUCCUUCCAGAUCUUCUGUGUGCUGCUGUGGUGUCUGGAGGACUACUGGCAGUACUCGCUGUUUAAUCUGACCAUGAUUCUAGGGUUUGAGGCGAGUGUGGUGAUGACCCGUCGACUGAGCAUCAG
Messenger RNA from Sphaeroforma arctica JP610, 201 nucleotides. RefSeq lists its product as hypothetical. The record is from RefSeq and is a predicted model, not a curated record. Gene Ontology annotation, cellular component: membrane. The annotation marks the transcript as partial. Lineage: Eukaryota; Ichthyosporea; Ichthyophonida. The transcript has 2 exons. Gene Ontology annotation, molecular function: P-type transmembrane transporter activity.